Dujonia railenensis is the source of this 1389-nucleotide messenger RNA. The record is from the annotation of a GenBank genome assembly. Lineage: Eukaryota; Fungi; Ascomycota; Pichiomycetes; Serinales; Debaryomycetaceae.
AUGUCAGGUCGUCCCAAGCGUCGUAUGAAUCGUCCCUCGGGGUACUCGCUGCAACGGCAGCAACAGCAGCAGCAACAAAAGCAUCAGCUGCAUCAAAACCGGUCGCUUCACCAACAACAGAACCAGCUCCACCCACAAAUGCAAGGCACGGUCCCCAAGGAGGAACCCUCUGCCCAGCUUCAUGAUGAAGCUGACCUUAUAUCGUUCCGCUCCGACGCAUUGGCUAGAUUCAUCACCAACCAGGAGUACUUGGAGAACGUUACGUCGAAAUACGUACAUAGCACUAAGAUUAUCCCUCCCUCAAGCUUCCCUCCCAAGAACGAGCACACCAGUGUAGAGGACUUAAAGCAAGACGAGGUGUAUUUUGGAACUUUGGCUUUGAUGCAAGACAAAGUGAAAAGAAUGAAGACUGAAUUGCUUACUGUGGGAAACGUUAUAACUGGUGAAGACUAUUUCCAAGAUGGGGAAGACAGGCGUGAGUACGCUUUUCAACAACUGAAGAUCAAGGAGCUCUCCAUACUACAGGGUGGUGUGAGCUCCGAGCAAUCCCUCAAGGAGUUUGAAAGUGGAUUUAAUGGUGUUAGCAAGGACUUGGAGGAAGAAUUCAAGAAAAAAUAUGAGACCAAGCCAACGUAUAAGAAGUUGAGUGCCAAGUUUGAUAUCAAGGUUGCUAGGGCGCCAGAUGGGUACGACCCGAAGAAAAUUGGCUCUCUUAUAGCCCUCCAGAAAGAAAAACAAGAGAGAGAAAGACGGGAGCAGGCUGAAAGGGAACAGAGAGAAAGAGAAGAAAGAGAAAGAUUGGAACUCGAGAGGUUAGAACAAGCAAGGAUCGAGGAGGAGAGAAGAAAGGAAGAGGAAAGAGAGAGAAAAGAGAAGGAAGCGCAAGAGCAACAGGCCCAGGCACAGGCUCAGGCGCAAGCUCAGGCCCAAGCACAGGCGCAGGCUCAAGCCCAAGCACAGGCACAGGCACAGGCACAGGCACAGGCACAGGCUCAACAGCAGGCACAAUCACAAGCCGCACAGGCUCAGCAGGUUCAUUCCCAGGGAGUGCCACACUAUCAAGGAGACACCUUGGAAUUCAUGAAUGAUUUCGAUGGUAGAAGUAUCCAUCCGGGGCCCAGUGCAGGCGUUUCAGCUGCUGUAGGAGCUCCGGAAGCAAGUGGUGACUCGGGUUUUGCUAUGAUGGUUAGCAACGACGGACAGAAGGUCGAUGACGAUGACGAUCUUGAUAAUAUUUUCGACGGCGGUGACGAAGUACUCUCAAGCAACCCAAUUAUGAACGACGAUAUGGAUAAUUUGAUAAAUUUCCAGGGAGAUGAAGAAGAUUUGAUAGGAGGAGGAACGUUUGACCAGGACUUCUUGAGCCAAAUAGACCAUUCCAUAGAGUAG